AUGGCCACUUUCCACGUUGGCUGUCCGCUCACGCUGAGGCCCAUAUGUCGCUGCUCUCUCGGGUCUGUCGGACCACUGGCUGCCUGCCACGUGGACGCGCAGACGGCUGUGUUGGCGUGGUCCCUGUGGGAGCGCGGGAAGCUUGGGGCUCUUCUUCCCCACCCAUCCCUCGUCCUCACCUCUCCCCUCGUCCCCACCCUGAUCCCCACCUCUCCCGUGGACCCCACCUCUCAUCUUAUCCCCACCUCUCCCCUCAUCCCAACGUCUCCCGGCAUUCCCGGCUGUCCCCUCCAUGCAGACGGCGGGGUGAUCGAUCAACCAUUCCUGCAAGCCACACAAGCUCCUGCCGCUGGUUACCACGCGACUGGUUACACGCCUGGCUUGGAGUGGGGCAGUGGGGGGGAGGCAGUGUGGGGGCACUCUGCCUUCGGUGGCCAGGCACCCGUUGAACCUCACCCUCUAGGCUCUGCACCACACCACGGGCUGGAUCACCCACACGGACUCCUUCACUCUGCAGUAGCAGCGGCAGGGGACGCCAUUCCCAAGCCUAGAAUCCCGGGCCCCAGGCGUCCUCCCAAGCCUAAGAUUUCCGGUGCUGCUGCUGGCGCUGCUGCUGGUGCUAGUGAUACUGGUGAUGGUGCCGGUGCUGGUGGUGGUGGUGGUGCUGCUGGUACCGCUGGUGGUGGUGGUGGUGGUGGUGGUGGUGGUGGUGGUGGUGGUGGUGGUGGUGGUGGUGGUGGUGGUGGUGGUGGUGGUGGUGGUGGUGGUGGUGGUGGUGGUGGUGGUGGUGGCGGUGGUGGUGGUGGUGGUGGUGGUGGUGGUAGCAUUGUCCGUGCCGGCCACAAGGCAGUGCGUGGGGAGGGGCAGCCCAGCAGGGCAAUGGCGGCGAGCGGGGCGCAUGAAGGCCAUGGAGAGGGUGGUGCUGGUGGGGAGGAUGAUGGGGGAGCAGGUGCUGUGGGUGGGCCAGGAGAGAAGGUCGGAGUGAAGGUGAAGUUAAAGCGUAGAGUGAAAGUGAAGCUUCCUGAAGGGAAGAAGGUAGUAGGUGUGAGUGAAGGUGGGCAUGGCGAGAAGGGAAUGGAUGGUGAAGCUGCGAUAAGACGGACGGGAGGGCAGGCAGGAGGGGAAGAGGAUGGAGGGGAGCGGAAGGAGGGAGAAAAGAAAGAAAAGGAAGGGGAUAGAAAGGAGGGAGGAAACAAAGAAACUAAAGCGGAAGGAGGCGAGAGUGGGAAGGGGGACAAGAGGAAAGAGAGAGGGGAGGGAGGGUUGGCAGGGGGUAAGGCGGAGGAAGCAAAUAAACGGGAGAGGGAGGAGAAGGUGAAGGGUCCGAGGAGAGAGGAGGGGGAAGAGGAGGGGGGAGAGGGAGGGAGAGGAGGAAAGAGCGAGAAAAAGGGAGAGGAUGAGAAGGGAAGCAGGCAGGCAGAGGGAGAAAGACGGGGGCUAGUGAAAGCUGUAGGGGUUGAUGCUGGGAAGGUUGCACCUGAUGAGACGCUGACAGCAGCACGCAAGGACAAGGCGCGUCUGGCUGCUGGGGAGGGGCGAGAAACAGUUGGAAGGGGUGACAACGACGGAGAGAAGGGCAGAGGAAAGAAUAGUGCAGAGAAUGUUGGAGAAGUGAAGGAUGGAGGAAAAGAGUCCGGGGAGGCAGAGGAUGGGGAGACCGCUAAGGGGGGAGAGAGGCCAGGGGGAGAUAGGGUGGGAGGAGGGGGAAGGGAGGAUGGGGUUGGUGAGAGAGAGAGGGAACGUCAUAAGGAGGGGAAAAGGAGGAAGAAACGUGAGCGGGAGAGAGGUGAGUUGGUGGGGAAGAGAGGGGAGAGAGUGAGAGCGGGAGAGGGGGAGCAGACGGAUGGAAAGCAUAGUGCUGUGGCAGAGAGGCAUGUGGCAGAGAGGCAUGUGGCUGAAGGCGACGAGGAGGGCGCGAGGGAAGAGGGGGCAGUGGGUGCAGUGGUGAGCGAGGGAGUAGAUGCAGGAGGAGAGGGCUCUCAGGGGGAGACGGGUGAGAUGGCGAGGGCGAGUAAGAUGGAGGGGAGGCGACAUGGGGGCAGGGAGAGGAAGAGGAGUGGUGAGGAGGUGGCGAGGAGGGAAAGGAGAGAGGGUGGGAGGGGUGACGAUCUGGAAGUGCAGGUGACAGAAGAGAAGAGAGGGAGAGAGAAGCGACAUGAGGAGAAGGGGAGAGAGAAGAGGGGAAGAGAAGAUGGUGUUGUGAGGAGGGGAGAAAAGGAUGAGAGAAAGAGGCGCGGGGAUGAUUGGGAGGAGGAUGCAAGGGAGGAGGAGGGUAAGGAGGACGAUGAGGAGCGCAGAAAAGGAGAGGGGGCAGAAAGGAUGUCAGCCAGAGCGAGAGCAAUGAGAGUGCAGGAGACGGCUGGAGAGGAGGGGAUGAAGCGGGUGGGUGGUGAUGAGACAGGCCGAUAUGAGCAUGAGGAGGAGGGAGAGAGAGGGGACACGGAAAGGGGAGCAGGGAUUUUAAGAGAGGACAAGGAGAGAGGGGAGAGAGGGAGAAGAGGGAGGAAGGGGAGGGAGGCGAGUGAGGGUGGGGAGGGGAGUGUGUGGUGCGGGCUGUGUGGGGGAGAGGAGGAGCAGGGCAGUGCAAAAGCUGCUCGCCUGGUGCCGUGCCCGCAGUGUGGUCGCAGCUUCCACCGCCACUGCCUGCUGGGGAUGGCUGACAACAGAGGCAAGCUGGACUGGCGGGACUGGGUGUGCCCGGGGUGCAUUCGCUGUGAGCAGUCCCCUCCCCAGAGGCGCUCGUCUCUUGAGUCAACUCAAGCAAACCUUGGUCCUUUCUCUCGUGUGCCCUUGCUCAUUUCUCUCGUGUGCCCUUGCUCCUUUCUCUCGUUUGCCCUUGCUCCUUUCUCUCGUGUGCCCUUGCUCCUUUCUCUCGUGUGCCCUUGCUCCUUUCUCUCGUGUGCCCUUGCUCCUUUCUCUCGUGUGCCCUUGCUCCUUUCUCUCGUGUGCCCUUGCUCCUUUCUCUCGUGUGCCCUUGCUCCUUUCUCUCGUGUGCCCUUGCUCCUUUCUCUCGUGUGCCCUUGCUCCUUUCUCUCGUGUGCCCUUCCUCCUUUCUCUCGUGUGCCCUUGCUCAUUUCUCUCGUGUGCCCUUGCUCCUUUCUCUCGUGUGCCCUUGCUCCUUUCUCUCGUGUGCCCUUGCUCCUUUCUCUCGUGUGCCCUUGCUCCUUUCUCUCGUGUGCCCUUGCUCCUUUCUCUCGUGUGCCCUUGCUCAUUUCUCUCGUGUGCCCUUGCUCCUUUCUCUCGUGUGCCCUUGCUCCUUUCUCUCGUGUGCCCUUGCUCCUUUCUCUCGUGUGCCCUUGCUCCUUUCUCUCGUGUGCCCUUGCUCAUUUCUCUCGUGUGCCCUUGCUCCUUUCUCUCGGGUGCCCUUGCUCCUUUCUCUCGUGUGCCCUUGCUCCUUUCUCUCGUGUGCCCUUGCUCCUUUCUCUCGUGUGCCCUUGCUCCUUUCUCUCGUGUGCCCUUGCUCCUUUCUCCUUUCUCUUGUGUGCCCUUGCUCCUUUCUCUCGUGUGCCCUUGCUCCUUUCUCUCGUGUGCCCUUGCUCAUUUCUCUCGUGUGCCCUUGCUCCUUUCUCUCGUGUGCCCUUGCUCCUUUCUCUCGUGUGCCCUUGCUCCUUUCUUUCGUGUGCCCUUGCUCCUUUCUCUCGUGUGCCCUUGCUCCUUUCUCUCGUGUGCCCUUGCUCCUUUCUCUCGUGUGCCCUUGCUCCUUUCUCUCGUGUGCCCUUGCUCCUUUCUCUCGUGCGCCCUUGCUCAUUUCUCUCGUGUGCCCUUGCUCCUCCUCUCUCUCGUGUGCCCUUGCUCCUUUCUCUCGUGUGCCCUUGCUCCUUUCUCUCGUGUGCCCUUGCUCCUUUCUCUCGUGUGCCCUUGCUCCUUUCUCUCCUGUGCCCUUGCUCCUUUCUCCUUUCUCUUGUGUGCCCUUGCUCCUUUCUCUCGUGUGCCCUUGCUCCUUUCUCUCGUGUGCCCUUGCUCCUUUCUCUCGUGUGCCCUUUCUCAUUUCUCUCGUGUGCCCUUGCUCCUUUCUCUCGUGUGCCCUUGCUCCUUUCUCUCGUGUGCCCUUGCUCCUUUCUCUCGUGUGCCCUUGCUCCUUUCUCUCGUGUGCCCUUGCUCCUUUCUCUCGUGUGCCCUUGCUCCUUUCUCUCGUGUGCCCUUGCUCCUUUCUCUCGUGUGCCCUUGCUCCUUUCUCUCGUGUGCCCUUGCUCCUUUCUCUCGUGUGCCCUUGCUCCUUUCUCUCGUGUGCCCUUGCUCCUUUCUCUCGUAUGCCCUUGCUCAUUUCUCUCGUGUGCCCUUGCUCCUUUCUCUCGUGUGCUCUUGCUCCUUUCUCUCGUGUGCCCUUGCUCCUUUCUCUCGUGUGCCCUUGCUCCUUUCUCUCGUGUGCCCUUGCUCCUUUCUCUCGUGUGCCCUUGCUCUUUUCUCUCGUGUGCCCUUGCUCCUUUCUCUCGUGUGCCCUUGCUCCUUUCUCUCGUGUGCCCUUGCUCCUUUCUCUCGUGUGCCCUUGCUCCUUUCUCUCGUGUGCCCUUGCUCCUUUCUCUCGUGUGCCCUUGCUCCUUUCUCUCGUGUGCCCUUGCUCCUUUCUCUCGUGUGCCCUUGCUCCUUUCUCUCGUGUGCCCUUCCUCCUUUCUCUCGUGUGCCCUUGCUCAUUUCUCUCGUGUGCCCUUGCUCCUUUCUCUCGUGUGCCCUUGCUCCUUUCUCUCGUGUGCCCUUGCUCCUUUCUCUCGUGUGCCCUUGCUCCUUUCUCUCGUGUGCCCUUGCUCCUUUCUCUCGUGUGCCCUUGCUCAUUUCUCUCGUGUGCCCUUGCUCCUUUCUCUCGUGUGCCCUUGCUCCUUUCUCUCGUGUGCCCUUGCUCCUUUCUCUCGUGUGCCCUUGCUCCUUUCUCUCGUGUGCCCUUGCUCAUUUCUCUCGUGUGCCCUUGCUCCUUUCUCUCGGGUGCCCUUGCUCCUUUCUCUCGUGUGCCCUUGCUCCUUUCUCUCGUGUGCCCUUGCUCCUUUCUCUCGUGUGCCCUUGCUCCUUUCUCUCGUGUGCCCUUGCUCCUUUCUCCUUUCUCUUGUGUGCCCUUGCUCCUUUCUCUCGUGUGCCCUUGCUCCUUUCUCUCGUGUGCCCUUGCUCAUUUCUCUCGUGUGCCCUUGCUCCUUUCUCUCGUGUGCCCUUGCUCCUUUCUCUCGUUGUGCCCUUGCUCCUUUCUCUCGUGUGCCCUUGCUCCUUUCUCUCGUGUGCCCUUGCUCCUUUCUCUCGUGUGCCCUUGCUCCUUGCUCCUUUCUCUCGUGUGCCCUUGCUCCUUUCUCUCGUGUGCCCUUGCUCCUUUCUCUCGUGUGCCCUUGCUCCUUUCUCUCGUGUGCCCUUGCUCCUUUCUCUCGUGUGCCCUUGCUCCUUUCUCUCGUGUGCCCUUGCUCAUUUCUCUCGUGUGCCCUUGCUCCUUUCUCUCGUGUGCCCUUGCUCCUGUCUCUCGUGUGCCCUUGCUCCUUUCUUUCGUGUUCCCUUGCUCCUUUCUCUCGUGUGCCCUUGCUCCUUUCUCUCGUGUGCCCUUGCUCCUUUCUCUCGUGUGCCCUUGCUCCUUUCUCUCGUGUGCCCUUGCUCCUUUCUCUCGUGUGCCCUUGCUCCUUUCUCUCGUGUGCCCUUGCUCCUUUCUCUCGUGUGCCCUUGCUCCUUUCUCUCGUGUGCCCUUGCUCCUUUCUCUCGUGUGCCCUUGCUCCUUUCUCUCGUGUGCCCUUGCUCCUUUCUCUCGUGUGCCCUUGCUCCUUUCUCUCGUGUGCCCUUCCUCCUUUCUCUCGUGUGCCCUUGCUCAUUUCUCUCGUGUGCCCUUGCUCCUUUCUCUCGUGUGCCCUUGCUCCUUUCUCUCGUGUGCCCUUGCUCCUUUCUCUCGUGUGCCCUUGCUCCUUUCUCUCGUGUGCCCUUGCUCCUUUCUCUCGUGUGCCCUUGCUCAUUUCUCUCGUGUGCCCUUGCUCCUUUCUCUCGUGUGCCCUUGCUCCUUUCUCUCGUGUGCCCUUGCUCCUUUCUCUCGUGUGCCCUUGCUCCUUUCUCUCGUGUGCCCUUGCUCAUUUCUCUCGUGUGCCCUUGCUCCUUUCUCUCGGGUGCCCUUGCUCCUUUCUCUCGUGUGCCCUUGCUCCUUUCUCUCGUGUGCCCUUGCUCCUUUCUCUCGUGUGCCCUUGCUCCUUUCUCUCGUGUGCCCUUGCUCCUUUCUCCUUUCUCUUGUGUGCCCUUGCUCCUUUCUCUCGUGUGCCCUUGCUCCUUUCUCUCGUGUGCCCUUGCUCAUUUCUCUCGUGUGCCCUUGCUCCUUUCUCUCGUGUGCCCUUGCUCCUUUCUCUCGUGUGCCCUUGCUCCUUUCUUUCGUGUGCCCUUGCUCCUUUCUCUCGUGUGCCCUUGCUCCUUUCUCUCGUGUGCCCUUGCUCCUUUCUCUCGUGUGCCCUUGCUCCUUUCUCUCGUGUGCCCUUGCUCCUUUCUCUCGUGCGCCCUUGCUCAUUUCUCUCGUGUGCCCUUGCUCCUCCUCUCUCUCGUGUGCCCUUGCUCCUUUCUCUCGUGUGCCCUUGCUCCUUUCUCUCGUGUGCCCUUGCUCCUUUCUCUCGUGUGCCCUUGCUCCUUUCUCUCCUGUGCCCUUGCUCCUUUCUCCUUUCUCUUGUGUGCCCUUGCUCCUUUCUCUCGUGUGCCCUUGCUCCUUUCUCUCGUGUGCCCUUGCUCCUUUCUCUCGUGUGCCCUUUCUCAUUUCUCUCGUGUGCCCUUGCUCCUUUCUCUCGUGUGCCCUUGCUCCUUUCUCUCGUGUGCCCUUGCUCCUUUCUCUCGUGUGCCCUUGCUCCUUUCUCUCGUGUGCCCUUGCUCCUUUCUCUCGUGUGCCCUUGCUCCUUUCUCUCGUGUGCCCUUGCUCCUUUCUCUCGUGUGCCCUUGCUCCUUUCUCUCGUGUGCCCUUGCUCCUUUCUCUCGUGUGCCCUUGCUCCUUUCUCUCGUGUGCCCUUGCUCCUUUCUCUCGUAUGCCCUUGCUCAUUUCUCUCGUGUGCCCUUGCUCCUUUCUCUCGUGUGCUCUUGCUCCUUUCUCUCGUGUGCCCUUGCUCCUUUCUCUCGUGUGCCCUUGCUCCUUUCUCUCGUGUGCCCUUGCUCCUUUCUCUCGUGUGCCCUUGCUCUUUUCUCUCGUGUGCCCUUGCUCCUUUCUCUCGUGUGCCCUUGCUCCUUUCUCUCGUGUGCCCUUGCUCCUUUCUCUCGUGUGCCCUUGCUCCUUUCUCUCGGGUGCCCUUGCUCCUUUCUCUCGUGUGCCCUUGCUCCUUUCUCUCGUGUGCCCUUGCUCCUUUCUCUCGUGUGCCCUUGCUCCUUUCUCUCGUGUGCCCUUGCUCCUUUCUCCUUUCUCUUGUGUGCCCUUGCUCCUUUCUCUCGUGUGCCCUUGCUCCUUUCUCUCGUGUGCCCUUGCUCAUUUCUCUCGUGUGCCCUUGCUCCUUUCUCUCGUGUGCCCUUGCUCCUUUCUCUCGUGUGCCCUUGCUCCUUUCUUUCGUGUGCCCUUGCUCCUUUCUCUCGUGUGCCCUUGCUCCUUUCUCUCGUGUGCCCUUGCUCCUUUCUCUCGUGUGCCCUUGCUCCUUUCUCUCGUGUGCCCUUGCUCCUUUCUCUCGUGCGCCCUUGCUCAUUUCUCUCGUGUGCCCUUGCUCCUCCUCUCUCUCGUGUGCCCUUGCUCCUUUCUCUCGUGUGCCCUUGCUCCUUUCUCUCGUGUGCCCUUGCUCCUUUCUCUCGUGUGCCCUUGCUCCUUUCUCUCCUGUGCCCUUGCUCCUUUCUCCUUUCUCUUGUGUGCCCUUGCUCCUUUCUCUCGUGUGCCCUUGCUCCUUUCUCUCGUGUGCCCUUGCUCCUUUCUCUCGUGUGCCCUUUCUCAUUUCUCUCGUGUGCCCUUGCUCCUUUCUCUCGUGUGCCCUUGCUCCUUUCUCUCGUGUGCCCUUGCUCCUUUCUCUCGUGUGCCCUUGCUCCUUUCUCUCGUGUGCCCUUGCUCCUUUCUCUCGUGUGCCCUUGCUCCUUUCUCUCGUGUGCCCUUGCUCCUUUCUCUCGUGUGCCCUUGCUCCUUUCUCUCGUGUGCCCUUGCUCCUUUCUCUCGUGUGCCCUUGCUCCUUUCUCUCGUGUGCCCUUGCUCCUUUCUCUCGUAUGCCCUUGCUCAUUUCUCUCGUGUGCCCUUGCUCCUUUCUCUCGUGUGCUCUUGCUCCUUUCUCUCGUGUGCCCUUGCUCCUUUCUCUCGUGUGCCCUUGCUCCUUUCUCUCGUGUGCCCUUGCUCCUUUCUCUCGUGUGCCCUUGCUCUUUCUCUCGUGUGCCCUUGCUCCUUUCUCUCGUGUGCCCUUGCUCCUUUCUCUCGUGUGCCCUUGCUCCUUUCUCUCGUGUGCCCUUGCUCCUUUCUCUCGUGUGCCCUUGCUCCUUUCUCUCGUGUGCCCUUGCUCCUUUCUCUCGUGUGCCCUUGCUCCUUUCUCUCGUGUGCCCUUGCUCCUUUCUCUCGUGUGCCCUUGCUCCUUUCUCUCGUGUGCCCUUGCUCCUUUCUCUCGUGUGCCCUUGCUCCUUUCUCUCGUGUGCCCUUGCUCCUUUCUCUCGUGUGCCCUUGCUCAUUUCUCUCGUGUGCCCUUGCUCCUUUCUCUCGUUUGCCCUUGCUCCUUUCUCUCGUUUGCCCUUGCUCCUUUCUCUCGUGUGCCCUUGCUCAUUUCUCUCGUGUGCCCUUGCUCCUUUCUCUCGUGUGCCCUUGCUCCUUUCUCUCGUGUGCCCUUGCUCCUUUCUCUCGUGUGCCCUUGCUCCUUUCUCUCGUGUGCCCUUGCUCAUUUCUCUCGUGUGCCCUUGCUCCUUUCUCUCGGGUGCCCUUGCUCCUUUCUCUCGUGUGCCCUUGCUCCUUUCUCUCGUGUGCCCUUGCUCCUUUCUCUCGUUUGCCCUUGCUCCUUUCUCUCGUGUGCCCUUGCUCCUUUCUCUCGUGUGCCCUUGCUCCUUUCUCUCGUGUGCCCUUGCUCCUUUCUCUCGUGUGCCCUUGCUCCUUUCUCUCGUGUGCCCUUGCUCCUUUCUCUCGUGUGCCCUUGCUCCUUUCUCUCGUGUGCCCUUGCUCAUUUCUCUCGUGUGCCCUUGCUCCUUUCUCUCGUGUGCCCUUGCUCCUUUCUCUCGUGUGCCCUUGCUCCUUUCUCUCGUGUGCCCUUGCUCCUUUCUCUCGUGUGCCCUUGCUCAUUUCUCUCGUGUGCCCUUGCUCCUUUCUCUCGGGUGCCCUUGCUCCUUUCUCUCGUGUGCCCUUGCUCCUUUCUCUCGUGUGCCCUUGCUCCUUUCUCUCGUGUGCCCUUGCUCCUUUCUCUCGUGUGCCCUUGCUCCUUUCUCCUUUCUCUUGUGUGCCCUUGCUCCUUUCUCUCGUGUGCCCUUGCUCCUUUCUCUCGUGUGCCCUUGCUCAUUUCUCUCGUGUGCCCUUGCUCCUUUCUCUCGUGUGCCCUUGCUCCUUUCUCUCGUGUGCCCUUGCUCCUUUCUCUCGUGUGCCCUUGCUCCUUUCUCUCGUGUGCCCUUGCUCAUUUCUCUCGUGUGCCCUUGCUCCUUUCUCUCGGGUGCCCUUGCUCCUUUCUCUCGUGUGCCCUUGCUCCUUUCUCUCGUGUGCCCUUGCUCCUUUCUCUCGUGUGCCCUUGCUCCUUUCUCUCGUGUGCCCUUGCUCCUUGCUCCUUUCUCUCGUGUGCCCUUGCUCCUUUCUCUCGUGUGCCCUUGCUCCUUUCUCUCGUGUGCCCUUGCUCCUUUCUCUCGUGUGCCCUUGCUCCUUUCUCUCGUGUGCCCUUGCUCCUUUCUCUCGUGUGCCCUUGCUCAUUUCUCUCGUGUGCCCUUGCUCCUUUCUCUCGUGUGCCCUUGCUCCUUUCUCUCGUGUGCCCUUGCUCCUUUCUCUCGUGUUCCCUUGCUCCUUUCUCUCGUGUGCCCUUGCUCCUUUCUCUCGUGUGCCCUUGCUCCUUUCUCUCGUGUGCCCUUGCUCCUUUCUCUCGUGUGCCCUUGCUCAUUUCUCUCGUGUGCCCUUGCUCCUUUCUCUCGUGUGCCCUUGCUCCUUUCUCUCGUGUGCCCUUGCUCCUUUCUCUCGUGUGCCCUUGCUCCUUUCUCUCGUGUGCCCUUGCUCCUUUCUCUUGUGUGCCCUUGCUCUUUUCUCUCGUGUGCCCUUGCUCCUUUCUCUCGUGUGCCCUUGCUCCUUUCUCUCGUGUGCCCUUGCUCCUUUCUCUCGUGUGCCCUUGCUCCUUUCUCUCGUGUGCCCUUGCUCCUUUCUCUCGUGUGCCCUUGCUCCUUUCUCUCGUGCGCCCUUGCUCAUUUCUCUCGUGUGCCGUUGCUCCUCCUCUCUCUCGUGUGCCCUUGCUCCUUUCUCUCGUGUGCCCUUGCUCCUUUCUCUCAUGUGCCCUUGCUCCUUUCUCUCGUGUGCCCUUGCUCCUUUCUCUCGUGUGCCCUUGCUCCUUUCUCCUUUCUCUUGUGUGCCCUUGCUCCUUUCUCUCGUGUGCCCUUGCUCAUUUCUCUCGUGUGCCCUUGCUCCUUUCUCUCGUGUGCCCUUGCUCCUUUCUCUCGUGUGCCCUUGCUCCUUUCUCUCGUGUGCCCUUGCUCCUUUCUCUCGUGUGCCCUUGCUCAUUUCUCUCGUGUGCCCUUGCUCCUUUCUCUCGUGUGCCCUUGCUCCUUUCUCUCGUGUGCCCUUGCUCCUUUCUCUCGUGUGCCCUUGCUCAUUUCUCUCGUGUGCCCUUGCUCCUUUCUCUCGGGUGCCCUUGCUCCUUUCUCUCGUGUGCCCUUGCUCCUUUCUCUCGUGUGCCCUUGCUCCUUUCUCUCGUGUGCCCUUGCUCCUUUCUCUCGUGUGCCCUUGCUCCUUUCUCCUUUCUCUUGUGUGCCCUUGCUCCUUUCUCUCGUGUGCCCUUGCUCCUUUCUCUCGUGUGCCCUUGCUCAUUUCUCUCGUGUGCCCUUGCUCCUUUCUCUCGUGUGCCCAUGCUCCUUUCUCUCGUGUGCCCUUGCUCCUUUCUCUCGUGUGCCCUUGCUCCUUUCUCUCGUGUGCCCUUGCUCAUUUCUCUCGUGUGCCCUUGCUCCUUUCUCUCGGGUGCCCUUGCUCCUUUCUCUCGUGUGCCCUUGCUCCUUUCUCUCGUGUGCCCUUGCUCCUUUCUCUCGUGUGCCCUUGCUCCUUUCUCUCGUGUGCCCUUGCUCCUUGCUCCUUUCUCUCGUGUGCCCUUGCUCCUUUCUCUCGUGUGCCCUUGCUCCUUUCUCUCGUGUGCCCUUGCUCCUUUCUCUCGUGUGCCCUUGCUCCUUUCUCUCGUGUGCCCUUGCUCCUUUCUCUCGGGUGCCCUUGCUCCUUUCUCUCGUGUGCCCUUGCUCCUUUCUCUCGUGUGCCCUUGCUCCUUUCUCUCGUGUGCCCUUGCUCCUUUCUCUCGUGUGCCCUUGCUCCUUUCUCCUUUCUCUUGUGUGCCCUUGCUCCUUUCUCUCGUGUGCCCUUGCUCCUUUCUCUCGUGUGCCCUUGCUCCUUUCUCUCGUUUGCCCUUGCUCAUUUCUCUCGUGUGCCCUUGCUCCUUUCUCUCGUUUGCCCUUGCUCCUUUCUCUCGUGUGCCCUUGCUCAUUUCUCUCGUGUGCCCUUGCUCCUUUCUCUCGUGUGCCCUUGCUCCUUUCUCUCGUGUUCCCUUGCUCCUUUCUCUCGUGUGCCCUUGCUCCUUUCUCUCGUGUGCCCUUGCUCCUUUCUCUCGUGUGCCCUUGCUCCUUUCUCUCGUGUGCCCUUGCUCAUUUCUCUCGUGUGCCCUUGCUCCUUUCUCUCGUGUGCCCUUGCUCCUUUCUCUCGUGUGCCCUUGCUCCUUUCUCUCGUGUGCCCUUGCUCCUUUCUCUCGUGUGCCCUUGCUCCUUUCUCUUGUGUGCCCUUGCUCUUUUCUCUCGUGUGCCCUUGCUCCUUUCUCUCGUGUGCCCUUGCUCCUUUCUCUCGUGUGCCCUUGCUCCUUUCUCUCGUGUGCCCUUGCUCCUUUCUCUCGUGUGCCCUUGCUCCUUUCUCUCGUGUGCCCUUGCUCCUUUCUCUCGUGCGCCCUUGCUCAUUUCUCUCGUGUGCCGUUGCUCCUCCUCUCUCUCGUGUGCCCUUGCUCCUUUCUCUCGUGUGCCCUUGCUCCUUUCUCUCAUGUGCCCUUGCUCCUUUCUCUCGUGUGCCCUUGCUCCUUUCUCUCGUGUGCCCUUGCUCCUUUCUCCUUUCUCUUGUGUGCCCUUGCUCCUUUCUCUCGUGUGCCCUUGCUCAUUUCUCUCGUGUGCCCUUGCUCCUUUCUCUCGUGUGCCCUUGCUCCUUUCUCUCGUGUGCCCUUGCUCCUUUCUCUCGUGUGCCCUUGCUCCUUUCUCUCGUGUGCCCUUGCUCAUUUCUCUCGUGUGCCCUUGCUCCUUUCUCUCGUGUGCCCUUGCUCCUUUCUCUCGUGUGCCCUUGCUCCUUUCUCUCGUGUGCCCUUGCUCAUUUCUCUCGUGUGCCCUUGCUCCUUUCUCUCGGGUGCCCUUGCUCCUUUCUCUCGUGUGCCCUUGCUCCUUUCUCUCGUGUGCCCUUGCUCCUUUCUCUCGUGUGCCCUUGCUCCUUUCUCUCGUGUGCCCUUGCUCCUUUCUCCUUUCUCUUGUGUGCCCUUGCUCCUUUCUCUCGUGUGCCCUUGCUCCUUUCUCUCGUGUGCCCUUGCUCAUUUCUCUCGUGUGCCCUUGCUCCUUUCUCUCGUGUGCCCAUGCUCCUUUCUCUCGUGUGCCCUUGCUCCUUUCUCUCGUGUGCCCUUGCUCCUUUCUCUCGUGUGCCCUUGCUCAUUUCUCUCGUGUGCCCUUGCUCCUUUCUCUCGGGUGCCCUUGCUCCUUUCUCUCGUGUGCCCUUGCUCCUUUCUCUCGUGUGCCCUUGCUCCUUUCUCUCGUGUGCCCUUGCUCCUUUCUCUCGUGUGCCCUUGCUCCUUGCUCCUUUCUCUCGUGUGCCCUUGCUCCUUUCUCUCGUGUGCCCUUGCUCCUUUCUCUCGUGUGCCCUUGCUCCUUUCUCUCGUGUGCCCUUGCUCCUUUCUCUCGUGUGCCCUUGCUCCUUUCUCUCGUGUGCCCUUGCUCAUUUCUCUCGUGUGCCCUUGCUCCUUUCUCUCGUGUGCCCUUGCUCCUUUCUCUCGUGUGCCCUUGCUCCUUUCUUUCGUGUUCCCUUGCUCCUUUCUCUCGUGUGCCCUUGCUCCUUUCUCUCGUGUGCCCUUGCUCCUUUCUCUCGUGUGCCCUUGCUCCUUUCUCUCGUGUGCCCUUGCUCAUUUCUCUCGUGUGCCCUUGCUCCUUUCUCUCGUGUGCCCUUGCUCCUUUCUCUCGUGUGCCCUUGCUCCUUUCUCUCGUGUGCCCUUGCUCCUUUCUCUCGUGUGCCCUUGCUCCUUUCUCUCGUGUGCCCUUGCUCUUUCUCUCGUGUGCCCUUGCUCCUUUCUCUCGUGUGCCCUUGCUCCUUUCUCUCGUGUGCCCUUGCUCCUUUCUCUCGUGUGCCCUUGCUCCUUUCUCUCGUGUGCCCUUGCUCCUUUCUCUCGUGUGCCCUUGCUCCUUUCUCUCGUGCGCCCUUGCUCAUUUCUCUCGUGUGCCGUUGCUCCUCCUCUCUCUCGUGUGCCCUUGCUCCUUUCUCUCGUGUGCCCUUGCUCCUUUCUCUCAUGUGCCCUUGCUCCUUUCUCUCGUGUGCCCUUGCUCCUUUCUCUCGUGUGCCCUUGCUCCUUUCUCCUUUCUCUUGUGUGCCCUUGCUCCUUUCUCUCGUGUGCCCUUGCUCAUUUCUCUCGUGUGCCCUUGCUCCUUUCUCUCGUGUGCCCUUGCUCCUUUCUCUCGUGUGCCCUUGCUCCUUUCUCUCGUGUGCCCUUGCUCCUUUCUCUCGUGUGCCCUUGCUCAUUUCUCUCGUGUGCCCUUGCUCCUUUCUCUCGGGUGCCCUUGCUCCUUUCUCUCUUGUGCCCUUGCUCCUUUCUCUCGUGUGCCCUUGCUCCUUUCUCUCGUGUGCCCUUGCUCCUUUCUCUCGUGUGCCCUUGCUCCUUUCUCCUUUCUCUUGUGUGCCCUUGCUCCUUUCUCUCGUGUGCCCUUGCUCCUUUCUCUCGUGUGCCCUUGCUCAUUUCUCUCGUGUGCCCUUGCUCCUUUCUCUCGUGUGCCCUUGCUCCUUUCUCUCGUGUGCCCUUGCUCCUUUCUCUCGUGUGCCCUUGCUCCUUUCUCUCGUGUGCCCUUGCUCCUUUCUCUCGUGUGCCCUUGCUCCUUUCUCUCGUGUGCCCUUGCUCCUUUCUCUCGUGUGCCCUUGCUCCUUUCUCUCGUGCGCCCUUGCUCAUUUCUCUCGUGUGCCCUUGCUCCUCCUCUCUCUCGUGUGCCCUUGCUCCUUUCUCUCGUGUGCCCUUGCUCCUUUCUCUCAUGUGCCCUUGCUCCUUUCUCUCGUGUGCCCUUGCUCCUUUCUCUCGUGUGCCCUUGCUCCUUUCUCCUUUCUCUUGUGUGCCCUUGCUCCUUUCUCUCGUGUGCCCUUGCUCCUUUCUCUCGUGUGCCCUUGCUCAUUUCUCUCGUGUGCCCUUGCUCCUUUCUCUCGUGUGCCCUUGCUCCUUUCUCUCGUGUGCCCUUGCUCCUUUCUCUCGUGCGCCCUUGCUCAUUUCUCUCGUGUGCCCUUGCUCCUCCUCUCUCUCGUGUGCCCUUGCUCCUUUCUCUCGUGUGCCCUUGCUCCUUUCUCUCGUGUGCCCUUGCUCCUUUCUCUCGUGUGCCCUUGCUCCUUUCUCUCCUGUGCCCUUGCUCCUUUCUCCUUUCUCUUGUGUGCCCUUGCUCCUUUCUCUCGUGUGCCCUUGCUCCUUUCUCUCGUGUGCCCUUGCUCCUUUCUCUCGUGUGCCCUUUCUCAUUUCUCUCGUGUGCCCUUGCUCCUUUCUCUCGUGUGCCCUUGCUCCUUUCUCUCGUGUGCCCUUGCUCCUUUCUCUCGUGUGCCCUUGCUCCUUUCUCUCGUGUGCCCUUGCUCCUUUCUCUCGUGUGCCCUUGCUCCUUUCUCUCGUGUGCCCUUGCUCCUUUCUCUCGUGUGCCCUUGCUCCUUUCUCUCGUGUGCCCUUGCUCCUUUCUCUCGUGUGCCCUUGCUCAUUUCUCUCGUGUGCCCUUGCUCCUUUCUCUCGGGUGCCCUUGCUCCUUUCUCUCGUGUGCCCUUGCUCCUUUCUCUCGUGUGCCCUUGCUCCUUUCUCUCGUGUGCCCUUGCUCCUUUCUCUCGUGUGCCCUUGCUCCUUUCUCCUUUCUCUUGUGUGCCCUUGCUCCUUUCUCUCGUGUGCCCUUGCUCCUUUCUCUCGUGUGCCCUUGCUCAUUUCUCUCGUGUGCCCUUGCUCCUUUCUCUCGUGUGCCCUUGCUCCUUUCUCUCGUGUGCCCUUGCUCCUUUCUCUCGUGUGCCCUUGCUCCUUUCUCUCGUGUGCCCUUGCUCAUUUCUCUCGUGUGCCCUUGCUCCUUUCUCUCGGGUGCCCUUGCUCCUUUCUCUCGUGUGCCCUUGCUCCUUUCUCUCGUGUGCCCUUGCUCCUUUCUCUCGUGUGCCCUUGCUCCUUUCUCUCGUGUGCCCUUGCUCCUUGCUCCUUUCUCUCGUGUGCCCUUGCUCCUUUCUCUCGUGUGCCCUUGCUCCUUUCUCUCGUGUGCCCUUGCUCCUUUCUCUCGUGUGCCCUUGCUCCUUUCUCUCGUGUGCCCUUGCUCCUUUCUCUCGUGUGCCCUUGCUCAUUUCUCUCGUGUGCCCUUGCUCCUUUCUCUCGUGUGCCCUUGCUCCUUUCUCUCGUGUGCCCUUGCUCCUUUCUUUCGUGUUCCCUUGCUCCUUUCUCUCGUGUGCCCUUGCUCCUUUCUCUCGUGUGCCCUUGCUCCUUUCUCUCGUGUGCCCUUGCUCCUUUCUCUCGUGUGCCCUUGCUCAUUUCUCUCGUGUGCCCUUGCUCCUUUCUCUCGUGUGCCCUUGCUCCUUUCUCUCGUGUGCCCUUGCUCCUUUCUCUCGUGUGCCCUUGCUCCUUUCUCUCGUGUGCCCUUGCUCCUUUCUCUCGUGUGCCCUUGCUCUUUUCUCUCGUGUGCCCUUGCUCCUUUCUCUCGUGUGCCCUUGCUCCUUUCUCUCGUGUGCCCUUGCUCCUUUCUCUCGUGUGCCCUUGCUCCUUUCUCUCGUGUGCCCUUGCUCCUUUCUCUCGUGUGCCCUUGCUCCUUUCUCUCGUGCGCCCUUGCUCAUUUCUCUCGUGUGCCGUUGCUCCUCCUCUCUCUCGUGUGCCCUUGCUCCUUUCUCUCGUGUGCCCUUGCUCCUUUCUCUCAUGUGCCCUUGCUCCUUUCUCUCGUGUGCCCUUGCUCCUUUCUCUCGUGUGCCCUUGCUCCUUUCUCCUUUCUCUUGUGUGCCCUUGCUCCUUUCUCUCGUGUGCCCUUGCUCAUUUCUCUCGUGUGCCCUUGCUCCUUUCUCUCGUGUGCCCUUGCUCCUUUCUCUCGUGUGCCCUUGCUCAUUUCUCUCGUGUGCCCUUGCUCCUUUCUCUCGUGUGCCCUUGCUCCUUUCUCUCGUGUGCCCUUGCUCCUUUCUUUCGUGUUCCCUUGCUCCUUUCUCUCGUGUGCCCUUGCUCCUUUCUCUCGUGUGCCCUUGCUCCUUUCUCUCGUGUGCCCUUGCUCCUUUCUCUCGUGUGCCCUUGCUCAUUUCUCUCGUGUGCCCUUGCUCCUUUCUCUCGUGUGCCCUUGCUCCUUUCUCUCGUGUGCCCUUGCUCCUUUCUCUCGUGUGCCCUUGCUCCUUUCUCUCGUGUGCCCUUGCUCCUUUCUCUCGUGUGCCCUUGCUCUUUUCUCUCGUGUGCCCUUGCUCCUUUCUCUCGUGUGCCCUUGCUCCUUUCUCUCGUGUGCCCUUGCUCCUUUCUCUCGUGUGCCCUUGCUCCUUUCUCUCGUGUGCCCUUGCUCCUUUCUCUCGUGUGCCCUUGCUCCUUUCUCUCGUGCGCCCUUGCUCAUUUCUCUCGUGUGCCGUUGCUCCUCCUCUCUCUCGUGUGCCCUUGCUCCUUUCUCUCGUGUGCCCUUGCUCCUUUCUCUCAUGUGCCCUUGCUCCUUUCUCUCGUGUGCCCUUGCUCCUUUCUCUCGUGUGCCCUUGCUCCUUUCUCCUUUCUCUUGUGUGCCCUUGCUCCUUUCUCUCGUGUGCCCUUGCUCAUUUCUCUCGUGUGCCCUUGCUCCUUUCUCUCGUGUGCCCUUGCUCCUUUCUCUCGUGUGCCCUUGCUCCUUUCUCUCGUGUGCCCUUGCUCCUUUCUCUCGUGUGCCCUUGCUCAUUUCUCUCGUGUGCCCUUGCUCCUUUCUCUCGUGUGCCCUUGCUCCUUUCUCUCGUGUGCCCUUGCUCCUUUCUCUCGUGUGCCCUUGCUCAUUUCUCUCGUGUGCCCUUGCUCCUUUCUCUCGGGUGCCCUUGCUCCUUUCUCUCGUGUGCCCUUGCUCCUUUCUCUCGUGUGCCCUUGCUCCUUUCUCUCGUGUGCCCUUGCUCCUUUCUCUCGUGUGCCCUUGCUCCUUUCUCCUUUCUCUUGUGUGCCCUUGCUCCUUUCUCUCGUGUGCCCUUGCUCCUUUCUCUCGUGUGCCCUUGCUCAUUUCUCUCGUGUGCCCUUGCUCCUUUCUCUCGUGUGCCCUUGCUCCUUUAUCUCGUGUGCCCUUGCUCCUUUCUCUCGUGUGCCCUUGCUCCUUUCUCUCGUGUGCCCUUGCUCAUUUCUCUCGUGUGCCCUUGCUCCUUUCUCUCGGGUGCCCUUGCUCCUUUCUCUCGUGUGCCCUUGCUCCUUUCUCUCGUGUGCCCUUGCUCCUUUCUCUCGUGUGCCCUUGCUCCUUUCUCUCGUGUGCCCUUGCUCCUUGCUCCUUUCUCUCGUGUGCCCUUGCUCCUUUCUCUCGUGUGCCCUUGCUCCUUUCUCUCGUGUGCCCUUGCUCCUUUCUCUCGUGUGCCCUUGCUCCUUUCUCUCGUGUGCCCUUGCUCCUUUCUCUCGUGUGCCCUUGCUCAUUUCUCUCGUGUGCCCUUGCUCCUUUCUCUCGUGUGCCCUUGCUCCUUUCUCUCGUGUGCCCUUGCUCCUUUCUUUCGUGUUCCCUUGCUCCUUUCUCUCGUGUGCCCUUGCUCCUUUCUCUCGUGUGCCCUUGCUCCUUUCUCUCGUGUGCCCUUGCUCCUUUCUCUCGUGUGCCCUUGCUCAUUUCUCUCGUGUGCCCUUGCUCCUUUCUCUCGUGUGCCCUUGCUCCUUUCUCUCAUGUGCCCUUGCUCCUUUCUCUCGUGUGCCCUUGCUCCUUUCCCUCGUGUGCCCUUGCUCCUUUCUCUCGUGUGCCCUUGCUCUUUUCUCUCGUGUGCCCUUGCUCCUUUCUCUCGUGUGCCCUUGCUCCUUUCUCUCGUGUGCCCUUGCUCCUUUCUCUCGUGUGCCCUUGCUCCUUUCUCUCGUGUGCCCUUGCUCCUUUCUCUCGUGUGCCCUUGCUCCUUUCUCUCGUGCGCCCUUGCUCAUUUCUCUCGUGUGCCGUUGCUCCUCCUCUCUCUCGUGUGCCCUUGCUCCUUUCUCUCGUGUGCCCUUGCUCCUUUCUCUCAUGUGCCCUUGCUCCUUUCUCUCGUGUGCCCUUGCUCCUUUCUCUCGUGUGCCCUUGCUCCUUUCUCCUUUCUCUUGUGUGCCCUUGCUCCUUUCUCUCGUGUGCCCUUGCUCAUUUCUCUCGUGUGCCCUUGCUCCUUUCUCUCGUGUGCCCUUGCUCCUUUCUCUCGUGUGCCCUUGCUCCUUUCUCUCGUGUGCCCUUGCUCCUUUCUCUCGUGUGCCCUUGCUCAUUUCUCUCGUGUGCCCUUGCUCCUUUCUCUCGGGUGCCCUUGCUCCUUUCUCUCGUGUGCCCUUGCUCCUUUCUCUCGUGUGCCCUUGCUCCUUUCUCUCGUGUGCCCUUGCUCCUUUCUCUCGUGUGCCCUUGCUCCUUUCUCCUUUCUCUUGUGUGCCCUUGCUCCUUUCUCUCGUGUGCCCUUGCUCCUUUCUCUCGUGUGCCCUUGCUCAUUUCUCUCGUGUGCCCUUGCUCCUUUCUCUCGUGUGCCCUUGCUCCUUUCUCUCGUGUGCCCUUGCUCCUUUCUCUCGUGUGCCCUUGCUCCUUUCUCUCGUGUGCCCUUGCUCCUUUCUCUCGUGUGCCCUUGCUCCUUUCUCUCGUGUGCCCUUGCUCCUUUCUCUCGUGUGCCCUUGCUCCUUUCUCUCGUGCGCCCUUGCUCAUUUCUCUCGUGUGCCCUUGCUCCUCCUCUCUCUCGUGUGCCCUUGCUCCUUUCUCUCGUGUGCCCUUGCUCCUUUCUCUCAUGUGCCCUUGCUCCUUUCUCUCGUGUGCCCUUGCUCCUUUCUCUCGUGUGCCCUUGCUCCUUUCUCCUUUCUCUUGUGUGCCCUUGCUCCUUUCUCUCGUGUGCCCUUGCUCCUUUCUCUCGUGUGCCCUUGCUCCUUUCUCUCGUGUGCCCUUGCUCAUUUCUCUCGUGUGCCCUUGCUCCUUUCUCUCGUGUGCCCUUGCUCCUUUCUCUCGUGUGCCCUUGCUCCUUUCUCUCGUGCGCCCUUGCUCAUUUCUCUCGUGUGCCCUUGCUCCUCCUCUCUCUCGUGUGCCCUUGCUCCUUUCUCUCGUGUGCCCUUGCUCCUUUCUCUCGUGUGCCCUUGCUCCUUUCUCUCGUGUGCCCUUGCUCCUUUCUCUCCUGUGCCCUUGCUCCUUUCUCCUUUCUCUUGUGUGCCCUUGCUCCUUUCUCUCGUGUGCCCUUGCUCCUUUCUCUCGUGUGCCCUUGCUCCUUUCUCUCGUGUGCCCUUUCUCAUUUCUCUCGUGUGCCCUUGCUCCUUUCUCUCGUGUGCCCUUGCUCCUUUCUCUCGUGUGCCCUUGCUCCUUUCUCUCGUGUGCCCUUGCUCCUUUCUCUCGUGUGCCCUUGCUCCUUUCUCUCGUGUGCCCUUGCUCCUUUCUCUCGUGUGCCCUUGCUCCUUUCUCUCGUGUGCCCUUGCUCCUUUCUCUCGUGUGCCCUUGCUCCUUUCUCUCGUGUGCCCUUGCUCCUUUCUCUCGUGUGCCCUUGCUCCUUUCUCUCGUGUGCCCUUGCUCCUUUCUCUCGUGUGCCCUUGCUCCUUUCUCUCGUGUGCCCUUGCUCCUUUCUCUCGUGUGCCCUUGCUCCUUUCUCUCGUGUGCCCUUGCUCCUUUCUCUCGUGUGCCCUUGCUCAUUUCUCUCGUGUGCCCUUGCUCCUUUCUCUCGUGUGCCCUUGCUCCUUUCUCUCGUGUGCCCUUGCUCCUUUCUCUCGUGCCUGCCAGCGCUACGGGGAGCCGUCGUCCAUCGUGUGCUGCUAUCGCUGUGACAGGGGCUACCAUGUGGCAUGCACUCAGCUGCACACCAAGCCCAAACACUAUGCUGCUGUCCCUCACAAUAUUCUCUGCACCUCUCUGCACCCCUCUGCACCAUCUACCCGCUUCUUCGUUCCUCUGCUCCCUUCUGCACCCCUCUACGUUCCUCUUCACUCACACAUCUGCACCUCUCUCCAUCCCUCUGCACUGCACCUUCUGCAUCCCUCUGCACCCCACCAGUCGCCCUUCAAGGGUCCCUUCCUGUGUCCCAGCCACACGCAGUGCCACAGCUGCGGCUCCAAAGUGCCGGGCAGUGGCACGUCCUCGCGCUGCUGCCUCAACUACAUGUUCUGUCACACUUCUCACUCUCCCAUCCUCCUCUCCCCUCCUCCUCCCCCCAUUCUCCCACCCCCCUCCCCUUCCCCAUCCCCCCAGGGGGUUUUUCGCUACAUGCUCUUUGACACCUUGCCCUUUUCCCCUAUCCCGUUUUGUUCCCUCCUGACCGCCUGUCCGCUCGUUCUUCCCACGGCCCGCAGGUGGUUCUUCAACUACAUGCUGUGUGACGCCUGUGGCCGCCUCUUCGUCAAGAAGAAGCACUGCCCCGUCUGCCUCAGGGUCCACGUGGGGGAGGAAAGCACUGCUGGGGAGGGUGCAGCCCGGGUGGGGCAGCUGGGGUGGGGCAGCUGGGGUGGGGCAGCUGGGGUGGGGCAGCUGGGGUGGGGCAGCUGGGGUGGGGCAGCUGGGGUGGGGCAGCUGGGGGGUAGGGUAGGUGGAGUGGGGCAGCUGGGGUGGGUGCAGCUGGGGCGUGACUGA
This is a messenger RNA of Closterium sp. NIES-65, 20934 nucleotides long. Lineage: Eukaryota; Viridiplantae; Streptophyta; Zygnematophyceae; Desmidiales; Closteriaceae. The record is from the annotation of a GenBank genome assembly.